Messenger RNA from Paraglomus occultum, 513 nucleotides. Lineage: Eukaryota; Fungi; Glomeromycota; Glomeromycetes; Paraglomerales; Paraglomeraceae. The record is from the annotation of a GenBank genome assembly.
AUGGAAUCCUUGGUCAAUGAUAUCGAAGAACUGAAGCAACAAGCCAUCCCACCAUUAACAGACACAUCAGCUCCUCUUGACGUGGAAAAUGUUCAAUUGGCGUGUGAGAAUCAAAAGUUGAUUAGUGAGAAUUCGAGCUUGACAGAGACAGCAGAAGAGUAUGAGGCUACCAUACGACUCGUUGUCAGCAAGUUUCGCACACAAGUUAUUAAAAUACAACAAGCGAAGAAACAAUUGAACUGUAGUUUAAGAAAAGAUGACAGAGGAGUUAAUAAAUUAAGAAUUCAGGCUCUCCAAUACGAAAAUAAUAAUAUACGUUCUCGUCUUGCCGAGACUGCCAAAAGAGAGUGCGAUAAUGUGAUGGUUCGAACACUUGAGAAAGGACACGAGAGUUUAAAAGGCGUUGAAGAUGUCGUUGAGGAGAGAGAGAGAGAUGUCCCGAGACAAGUAGUCACAUGGGAAGGCGGUGUGAAGGUUGAUGGGGAGUUUUUGGAGAAAGAUGGCUUAAAAUAG